UGCAUCAAAUGACUCAAAAAUAAAACGAAAAAUCAAUACUUCAAAAUGCUUUUUCAUUUUGUACUUAAAAACCGCUAAUUUUGUUGCAUAAACAAAGCGAAAAUGCAAAGAGGGGAUUGCAUUUUCGAUUUCACCUCCCCCCCGCGAAAAAUGUCGCAUAAAUCAUUCUCAGUUCGCAAUACCACUGGGAGGCGGGGCGAUGACGUCAUUGUUCACUCUUCUUCUGUGGUGGCAUUCUCCACUGCCUUUCUUCUUCUGCUUUAGCGGUAAUACCACAGGCAAAACAAAUGGCGUUCUCAAACAUUUGUUCACAAUUCUUGUUGGAAUUAGCCUCGCAGUUGGAGUUACGUUUAGUGUCAAACUGUGAUGCCCGUGACAGAGUUGAGCAGGUUUUGGAGAGCUUCGCUGAACACGCUGCAGUCACAGACACCAAUGUCGACGAAGUUGUCGUGGUCAACUUGCUCUCAGUCCUCCAGCAACUGGACAGCUUCGAACAUGGAAGAGGACGACCAGUCAUCAACAUCCCUUUCCAUGCGAUCGAAAGAUAUUUGUUGCAUGGCAUCAAAGUUCGGGAAAUAGCGGAGAUGUUUGGCGUUUGUCGCCAUACCAUACAUCGGAGGAUGAACGAAAAUGGAUUGAGGAAGUCAGACAUGUAUUCACAACUGACGGAUGCAGAGCUGGAUGCCAUCGUUGCAGAAAUCCAACAAAGUCACCCAAAUACAGGAUACAGAAUGAUGAAAUCAUUCCUUCAAGCCCAAGGAAUGCUGGUGCAGAUAACAAGAGUACGUGAUUCCUUAAGAAGAGUGGAUCCGAUUGGGACUGAAGUUCGAGCUGUGGCCAAUCGCACAUUAAGACGGAGACAAUACUCUGUUCCGGCACCAAAUGCAAUGUGGCACAUUGAUGGAAACCACAAAUUAAUACGAUGGAGAUUUGUUGUGCAUGGUGGCAUAGAUGGCUUCAGCCGUUUAAUUGUUUAUCUGAGUGCUGCAACAAACAAUCGAGCAGCUACAGUUUUAGAGGCCUUCAUUGGUGCCGUCAACAAAUUAGGUUUGCCGUCACGUGUGCGCUCUGACAAGGGUGGGGAAAAUAUCGAGGUUGCCCAUUUCAUGGUGGAACGCAGAGGGAUUAACCGAAACUCGCACAUUACUGGAAGAAGUGUUCAUAACCAACGAAUUGAACGCCUGUGGAGAGAUGUGUACAUCCAAGUCCUUGAACCCUUCCAUAUUCUUUUUUGUAAUCUGGAGAGGGAAGGGAUGUUGAACCCCGAUGAUGAAAGUCAUCUUUUUGCUCUCCACUGGGCUUUCCUGCCUCAGUUACGUAAGCAACUAGCCUUCUUCAUGGAUGCUUGGAACCUUCAUGGCCUAAGAACAGCAGGUAGCAAGUCUCCCUAUCAACUUUGGGCAUCAAUCAGACACCAUGAUGAUCCUGAUCAGGUGGAGGCAGACUAUGGUAUUGAUUGGGAUGGACCAUACGGCUUUGAUGACCUUGAACAUCAAGCAGGUCAAGUGGAAGUACCACAAGUGCAACUGCAGCGACACCUGACAGAGGAUGACAUGGCUGGCCUACCUGACCCAAAUGUUCCCUUUAUGGAUGCCCUGGACAUUUACACAGCCACUUUACAACAGUUGAUGCAGCCACAACCAGAACUGGAUGAGUGAAUCUUCAGCACAGAGAUGCAUUUAUAUACUCAUGCCCAAGACUGUUAUUGCAUCUUUUCAGACAACACACCAAUAUUUCACAUGUUUUUUUUCCAAGGCUUGCAAAAAUAACAGAAUUCAACAUGUAAAUCAGAAAAUGUAACAUUUAUUAAAACAUUAAAACAUAAA
Oryzias latipes (Japanese medaka) is the source of this 1826-nucleotide messenger RNA. RefSeq lists its product as uncharacterized. Gene Ontology annotation, biological process: DNA integration. The record is from RefSeq and is a predicted model, not a curated record. NCBI's taxonomy places the organism in Eukaryota, Metazoa, Chordata, Actinopteri, Beloniformes, Adrianichthyidae. Gene Ontology annotation, molecular function: nucleic acid binding.